This is a messenger RNA of Pectinophora gossypiella (pink bollworm), 6234 nucleotides long. Its product is annotated as autophagy-related protein 13 homolog. The coding region runs from base 279 to 1529 and encodes 416 amino acids. The transcript is spliced from 6 exons. The record is from RefSeq and is a predicted model, not a curated record. Gene Ontology annotation, biological process: autophagosome assembly; protein localization to phagophore assembly site; mitophagy. Gene Ontology annotation, cellular component: Atg1/ULK1 kinase complex; extrinsic component of membrane; cytosol. Lineage: Eukaryota; Metazoa; Arthropoda; Insecta; Lepidoptera; Gelechiidae.
UCGAAAUAACCUCUGAGUGUACGUCGUUGGCGAUUCUUUUUUUAUUUUCUGAUAAAAUAGAAUAUGUUUCUAAGUUACGGUCGUAGGUCACUUGGUUGUACAAUAAUAGUGCGUCUUGACUAUUCUAUGAGCGCUAUGAAUCCUGUAUGUGAUUUUACGUUUAAAUCCGGGUAAUUCAAUACUUAAACAAUAACAUUGGAAUUUAUUAUUUUUGUACUGCGCAAAUAUUAAAUGGUAUAUGUUGACAAUUGUUCUUCUAUUUAUUUAUUUUAAUCGGAAUGGCGUCGUCUGCGGAAGCGCAAGAUAGGUCUAGGCUGUAUAAAUUCACUAAGGUACUGGCACUGAAGGUGGCUCAAAUUGUGGUUCAAAGUAGACAAGGAAAGAAAAUCACUCACGAAUGCAAUGUGAUAAAGCCGCUUGAUAACGGGCUUUCAGCUUCUCCAACUGGCUUACAGUGGUUCAACUUGUCUGUCCCGGAUGAACCCCAAGUCAACUGUGACACAAAACAAGUGCUCAAUGGAGAGGUUGUAGCUGCACUAUCAAACAUGCUCUGUAUUGAGAUAUCAUUGAAAACUACUGACGGAGAUGAAAUGGUCCUGGAGAUAUGGACAGUACGGAUGGCUCCAGGAUGUGAUGCAAGCAUGUCAUCAGUUUCAGCAAUAUACUACCGCAUGAGUGUCAUGCUUAAAUCGACACUGAGCAUUUCACGCAUAACACCUGCAUAUAAGAUGUCUAGAGCACAGAAUAGAGAGAAUUACAAGAUUUACCACAAAAUUUAUGGAGGGCCUUUAAACUCUGAUUUAUUAGGUGAUGAAUAUAAGAAGAUUAAAAUUAGUGAACUAUGCACACCUAUUGGCACUUUGAUUAUAGAAGUUGCAUAUCGCACCAAAAUGACAAUACUUCCAGAUAGCCGACGUAGAGUGUUAGAACACCAACCACCUACUGAAAGUGAUAUCAUGGUCAAAAGUGAUCACUUCCCUAUGGAAAGCCCUAGGAAACACAAUGAGAAGAAGGAGGUAGACUUAAACAAGCCCUUGACUGCGGGUGCAUUUGUAGAUGCUGAAAAGAUUAGAGAGUUGCAUGACGCCCUGCAGCAACAACUGCCCCCAGAACCACCCAUGAGCUGGUUGUUGGCAGAGAAGGAGAAGAUGGAAAAGAGGCUGAAGAUAGCAGCUGCUGACAAAAUCAAUAUGAAUAAACCCGGGAGUAGUACUGAGGGAGCAUGUUAUGCGCCAGUUACACCUAGUAAGGCUAUAGAGGUGCCGAGGAAAGAUGACAAAUAUGCUAGUCUUAUGGAUUUCCCAUUUGCGGAUGGCAGUCCUAUCACCGAGCUAGCGAACUUCUAUCAGGAGUGUCUGCAGGCGAGGUCUGCGAGUGAGGAGUGGACAGAUGUGGCUGGAGAGGCUUCGGGCUCCACUGACUCCGAGUCACUCUCGCAGCAGCUCAAGAUGUACGAGGAAGCGGUGCCAGAGUUUGACAAUAUGGUCGCCUCAAUGUUCACCAACUCAGACCACGGCUCAGACACUUAAGGAGGUAAGACUGGAAUAAACUCUGCCUUUUUGUUUCUUUAAUCUCUUAAUUGCACUUUUCAAUCACUUUGUUUGAUUUGUUUUUUAAUAAUUAUGAUAAAUUAUUGUAGCAUAUUGCAAUUAGCUGUGAAUUAUGUUUAUAUAAAUGGUAAUAACAUGCACAAAAUGCAGUGUAUAUUCAAUUCAUAAAAAUAUAAGAAAGACAACAUAACAGUGCAGUUAAAAUAAGCGAUAAGCGAAACCAAAAUUUGUGAAAAUAAGGCUUACAUGGGUUAUUUAUUGCGUAAAUUAUUAUAUCUGUGGGCUUUUUUGAGUAUAUUGUAGGUAGAUUUAUUUUCUACAAACAAUAUUUAUUUGGAAAAGUAUUUUGUAUUGGGCAUUGUCGUCGAGCUUAGCGAAAGAUUGAUGUUUUGUAUUUAUAAUGUUUGGAAUUAAAAAUAAUAUCAACAAAAGUAUAUAAUAUCAGUUAAAAAAAGUUUAUUAAUGUAAAACUAUCUUGUAAGAUUACGAUAAAUAAUUCCAUCAAGUGAAAAAUUUAUUAAUGUCCAAAUUAUGCUAUUGUUGUAUGUAUACUCAAUCGCGAAAUUAUGGUUUCAAACAUACGAACUAAUUAGAUAUUUUUAUAAACUUGUCGACCAUGUGGGUAGACCUGUAAAAUACAAAAAAUCCUUACCUAGGUAACUAGGACAUUUUAUGAUUAUUUAUUUGUAUUAAAGCUGACACAAAGACUUGUAUUUUAGACUAAUACAAACUUUUUGUGCCUUAUCUAUCAUCACAUCAGCGAAUUAAGUUAUGUAAUGCUAUGUUGAUUAUGUCAAGUGCCAACUUUUAUUUUAACAUGUAUAAUUUUAAUUUUGUUUUAUCAAUAAAUGUACCUAUAAGAAAUAAUUAUAAUUGAAUAAUUUUCGAGAGUGUUUGUGUACAUUAAAGCUAUGUUAUGUUGACUUGAAGCAUAUUCUUAUCUUGAAAUCAUGUUCAUGACCUUGUUGAAUUUUCGUAAUUUUAUUUUUAUUAUUAUAUAAUAAUAAAUACUCAAUUUAAGUUGCUAGUCUAUUGUAAAGAUUUAUCCUACACGUUCGUGAGAAUGGCGCGGCGGGAGAUUGGCAUUUGCUGCGAAUUAUGAUGACUAAUUGAUUAGUGAACACACUGCAUUUCAGUUGCCUAAAGUCAAUCAAGAAAUUGACAAUUUCCUUGAUUAAUAUUUAUCAUUAGCGUUGCAUUAAACGCCUGGAGAGUGCCAAACGUUAGGUCUUUGAUAGGUACUUAAGUGUUGCAACAUAAAAAAAUAUUAUCGUGUUAAAAACUUUAGUAUAAUAUACAAAUGUUAACAAAUGUAGGUAUGAAAAUAUUAUCUUACUGCUAAAGCCCGAAUAGUGGCAAAUGUCAGUUACAUCAACUUUACUAGGAUAAAAAUAUUCAAAUUAAAAAAAGCUGUGCGCCUCGUUUGAAGCCAGACACUGGCUUAGCUUGCCCCCUUGCCACGUCGUUUUCGUAAAAUGUUCUUAUCAAUCCCAACAAAAACGUCACAUGUCCAGGCCAGCCCAUGAUAUAAACCAGGUAUGCUCAAAAGUGACAGCUUAAUAAGAUUAGCCCAGCUGACGUCAUCCCACCUUGCUUGCCAUUUCGUAAAAAAUAAAUAACCCACGACCAAUGUUUCUAAUUUACCUACUUUGCAACGCAAUUGUGAACUUUUACUAAAAUAUUUAAUUUUAAUGAUUUUUAUAUAUGUGACAAUUAAUAGUAAUUAAAUACAUAAGUCACUAAUUCCUUAAUUUUCAAUGAUAAAAGGAGAUUGACCAAAAUUGGUCUAAAUGUCCACCACAAACGAGACCCAAAAUAGACCAUUAAAUACUGAGUAUAAAAUACCAAAAGCUUGGCAAGACGAAUCGAACGAGCUCCAAUUCGACAUUGUUGUGUGGUAUUAUAACAGAGUUUUGUCAGCACCUUCCGGCUCCAUCAUCAGAACCAGAGAGCAUGUCAAAACAAAUCAAACAACCCCGAAUCAGUUGAAAUGUCGGUUCGGAAACUUCGGGGCAAUGAUGUACUUAGAAAAUAUUUUCCCAUGAAAAGGUUAUAAAACGUGAUUUUUCAUUUAGCCAUAACUUUUAACUGACAGGUAUUAUCUACUCAGUAUUUAGUAGUCUAUUUCGGUACAUAGGUCUCGUUACUGGUGGAUAUUUGGACCAAGUUCCAUACAACUUUGGUCACUGACCUUUACGCCCUUGGAAUGUUGGAGAUACCAAUUUAAUGGUAACACUUACGUCAUCAAACGGCUAAAUGGCGACUUUUCUUAGGAUUGAGCAUACUUGGCUUUCUUAUACCAUGGUCCAGGCUGGGUCCACUAAGUACUCCGCUAUGAUAUAUACAUAAACUCACACCCGUAAUCCCUAAUGGGGUGGGCAGAGCCACAAGUAAUCAAAGACAAGUUGCAGCCACUGUUGAUACUCCGCUAUGACCUGUGUAAUAAACAAAUGUCAAGUUGCAAUAUUGCUUUUUAGAUAAAUUGCGUCAAUGUGGCAUUUUAGACCCCUGGAUCUGAAGCAGCCAAGGUAGCUUGUAGGUACAAGUUGCACAUUACUGAACUCCUAAACGGCUUUCAGCAGGCACAAUACGCGUCGAUUCGUGUUGGUCAGUUUCUAAAUAUUUUAUAAGCUUAUUUAUUUUAUACAGUUAAACUGUAUUUAGUUGGUCAUUUCUUAGUUUAAGUUUUUGUUUAUUUUUUUUUACAUUUCCCAUCGUGUACUCUGAACUAGGUAGUUACUGAAACGCAGUGUGUAUUUAUCAUAUUCGCAGUAAAUAACUUGAUUGGGUGCUAGUUUCGCAGGAGAUUUUGAUAUUUGCAUUUAGAAAAUUCAUUGCAUAUAAAAAUGUGCAAAUGAAGCGUAUGGCGGUAUAUGUGUUAACAUUCGAUACCCCACCUAAUAAAUUAAUGUUAUUAAGAUCUGUCACUUGAUCAUAAAAAAUAUAUUGUUAUAUUUUGUAAUUUAAGCUUUUUGAUCGACUGAUAGUGAUCAAUAUCGUUCAACAACGGUCCUUGUGCUUUGUGAAUAUUUGUGAAUUUUUGAUAACUUUAUCGCUCGUUGAUUGACUCGAUUCAUUAGAUAAAUCUUAAUUUUUUAAGACUACGCUUUUCAAUAAUUUAAUAUUUGCUGUGCAAUAUCAUGAUAAUUAAUGUGAAGGAUAUCAAGAAAAGGUAGAUUUGACAGAAGGACCUCUAUCGGCCGAUCACAGUCUGCUGUGGCCUAGUAAUCAAUACAUAUUCCGUAGGUUUUAUAUAAUCUCCUGUGAACAUAGAAAUAGACUUAAUUAAGUGGUUAUUACAUGUUCGCUGUAUGAAUAGUCCUGACUGGGCGCUUUAUGUGUACUAUAUCAUCGUACUUUCCUGUAAUAAGGGCGUUAAGUCCAACGCACACAGAGGCCUCACGGGGAGCAUACCAGGUUGGGCUUCUUUUUGUAAAGUUCGAGCUUGUGCACAUUUUUGAAAGUCCCUCGGCAAACGUCGCAUUUCCGAAUAUGAAUUCUCAUUUCAUGUUCAUAAAUUAUUAGAUUUAUCGUGUACCAGAAUUUGAAUUCAGAACAACACAAUAUUAUGAUAUUAAAUAAAUCAAUAAAUUAAUAUUUUAUCAAAGUUUUACAUUGGUACUUAGUUCCGAAUUCAAAUUCUGAUACACGAUAAAUCUAAUAUUUGAUGAUCAUUCGUUUGUAUUCAGAAAUGCAAUGAUAGACGAGGGAUAUUAAGAAAAUAGAAGCACAGUACAUGCGUUCUCACGGAACGUAACCGGCUCGCGAUCCUCCCGGUACCGCCUCUGUGUGCAUUGGGGUUUAGCAAACUAACUGCAUACGGAUUGCAAAUGAACUGCGAAAAUCUUAACAUUGACAAUUAUCAUAUUAAAGGCAGGUCCCUUUAUUAUUUUAUUGUAAAUUCGUUUCUCGUCUAAUAUAAUUGGUAGUGUUUAUAAAAAAAUGAGGGCCAGACGACACGAAAGUGGCACGGGAUCACCUGACACUGACUGGCAUCUGCUGAGCGUGUGGUAGACCUUGCCGCUCCCGCGUUGUGUCGUAUAGUCAUGAGAAAAAAGUGCUACUUUAUAAAUCACCUCUAAGAGAUGAUGAUGGAAAUAAUGAUAACAUAACCAGGCUAUAUACAUCCCACUGCUGGGCAUAGGCCUCCCCUCAAUCAACCGGAGGGGGUAUGGACUAAUAGCGCGGACCAACGGCUUAAUGUGCCCUCCGAAGCACGGAAUCAUCUUACUUUUUUGGACAAUCAGGUGAUUCAAGCCUGAAAAGUCCUUACCAAACAAAGGACAGUCUCACAAAGCGAUUUCCACAAUGUCCCCAUCGGGAAUCGACCCCGGACCUACAGAUCAUGAGCCUAGCGCUCUAACCAUGGGACCACGGAAGCUGGAGGAAAUAAUGAUAAUGGUUGUUAAUAGCUGGAUACCUUCUAAUUUGCUUUAUUCCAAUUAAAACUUGGUUAUUGAUAUGAUUUAUAUAAUCGUUUAGAACUAGACUCAACCCUUAGGUCCGGAAUGAUUAAGGGAUAAUUUUAUUAUAUGGUUACCUAUAUGUUUUUGCAAUUCAUUUGUACUCCAUAUUCAGCAAGUGUGCCAUUGCUCUUAACUAUUUGAAUACUUAGAGGUAUUAUUAUAGGCUAUUUGUAUAUUUAUCGAAUAUAAGAAUAAAUAAAAAAGCAUUUAGCUAUGAA